AUGGCGGACAAACUAGCCCUUCCCCUCCUAUUCCCAACUCCGCCGCCCUCAAAAUCUCUUUUCCCAACACAGAAUCUCCAUAAUCACAAGCACCACCAUUCACACCAGCAGCAGUCGCAGCCGCCGGUGAUGCUACAGACUUCUUCACUAUCAUCAACCCCUGCAACUCCUCAUCUCCAAGAAUUCAUUUCUACCCAAAACUCCAAUUCUCGAGAAACCCGGAGAACAGUAACAAGCCCUGCUUUCAUUACCAGGAGCAAAACUCGAAUUGGCAAGAAUCGUGACCCCAACCGUGGGAAGCCCUGGUCACACUUCCGCCUUUCCCCGCAAGGUCAGAAAGUUCUCGACUCCCUUAACGACCCAUCUUAUCAAGUCUCGGAUUUGGAUGGAGUCUUGGACAGUUUGUUUGAGUAUUACAGAGCUGGGUCGAGUUUGAGUGGCGGUGUUGAUGGUAAAGUUGAUGUUGACGGUUUAUCUAUUGAUGUUCUGGGGGUUAUGAAGGGUUUAGGGUUCCAAAAGAAAUUCGACCUGGCGAUGAGUGUGUUUGAAUGGGUGAGGAGCAGGCAGGGUUACCAGUUAGUUGUCAGUAAUUCUAUGGUGGCUUCAGUUUUUAGAAUGCUUGGUAAAAGUGGGAAAGUUUCGGCGGCAGCUUCUCUGCUGAACAGCUUGCAUAAAGACGGGUUCGAACUUGACGUGUAUGCUUAUACAUCUUUGAUUACUGUUUAUUCUAGUAAUGGCAGGUAUAGAGAUGCUGUGAUGUUAUUUAAUAAGAUGGAGGAAGAAGGUUGCAGGCCCACGUUAAUAACUUAUAAUGUUAUUCUUAACGCGUAUGGGAAAAUGGGCAUGCCUUGGAGUAAGACUAUAGGUCUGGUAGAAGCAAUGAAGAGUGCGGGGAUUCCUCCUGACGAAUACACAUAUAACACUCUCAUAACUUGCUGCCGUCGAGGGACUUUGUAUGAAGAAGCUGCUGAGGUUUUUGAGGAAAUGAAAGCUGCUGGGUUUUCCCCUGAUAAGGUCACUUAUAAUGCCUUGUUGGAUGUUUAUGGGAAGUCUAGGCGGCCAAAGGAGGCUAUGAAGGUAUUGAGUGACAUGGAGAUUAAUGGGUUUUCUCCUAGCAUUGUGACCUACAAUUCAUUGAUAUCAGCUUAUGCAAAAGAUGGGUUAUUGGAUGACGCUAUGGAGCUUAAAUCACAAAUGAUAGAGAAUGAGAUCAUACCGGAUGUUUUUACGUACACUACUCUCCUGUCAGGAUUUGAGAAGGCUGGGAAAGAUGAGUAUGCAAUGAGUAUAUUCAAGGAAAUGAGAGAUAAUGGCUGCAAGCCCAAUAUCUGUACUUUCAACGCACUGAUUAAAAUGCACGGUAACAGGGGUAAUUUUACUGAGAUGAUGAAGGUUUUUGAGGAGAUUAAAGCAUGCAACUGUGCUCCCGAUAUUGUUACUUGGAACACGCUUCUUGCAGUGUUUGGGAACAAUGGAUUGGACUCUGAAGUUUCCGGAGUGUUUAGGGAGAUGAAAAGAGCAGGGUUUGUGCCUGAGAGGGACACCUUCAACACGCUAAUUAGCGCGUACAGCAGAUGUGGUUCUUUUGAACAAGCCAUGACCAUUUACAAGAGAAUGCUUGAAGCAGGAGUUACUCCUGGCCUUUCAUCCUACAAUGCUGUCCUGGCUGCACUUGCCAGGGGUGGGCUUUGGCAACAGUCUGAGAAAAUUCUUUCUGAAAUGAAAGACAGUGGCUGCAGGCCCAAUGAAUUUACAUACAGUUCGUUGCUUCAUGCUUAUGCCAAUGGGAAAGAGAUCGAGCGAAUGCAUGCUCUUGCUGCAGACAUAUAUUCAGGAGCUAUUGAGCCUCAUACUCUUCUCUUGAAGACCCUUGUUUUGGUCAAUAGUAAGAGUGACCUUCUAGUGGAAACUGAGCAUGCUUUCUUGGAGUUGAAGAAGAAAGGAUUUUCACCUGAUAUCAGUACACUGAAUGCCAUGAUUUCUAUAUAUGGGAGGAGACAAAUGGUCGCUAAAGCUGAUGAGAUCUUAACCUUCAUCCAUGACCGUGGGUUCACCCCAAGUUUGGCAACAUACAAUACUUUGAUGUACAUGCACAGCCGCUCUGGAAAUUUUGAGAAGUCGGAAGAAAUAUUAAGAGCAAUUCUUCAGAAAGGACUGAAACCAGAUCUAAUCUCAUACAACACGGUUAUAUUUGCCUAUUGUCGAAAUGGUCGGAUGAAGGAAGCAUCAAGAAUCUUUUCAGAAAUGAAAGAUUCUGCUGGGCUUACUCCGGAUGUGAUCACAUAUAACACGUUCAUUUCAAGGUAUGCAGCUGACUCGAUGUUUGAGGAAGCCAUCAAUGCUCUGCAAUACAUGAUCAAGCAGGGUUGUCAGCCGAAUGACAGUACCUACAACUCUAUUGUUGAUGGCUAUUGUAAGCACAGUCGCCAGGGUGAUGCAACCAUGUUCAUUAGCACUCUUCAAAAGCUUGAUCCACGUGUUACUAGGGAAGAAGAGGGCAGGUUGUCACAACGAAUAGCAAAGAGGUGGCCCUAA
Molecule: messenger RNA, 2535 nt
Organism: Linum tenue
Lineage: Eukaryota; Viridiplantae; Streptophyta; Magnoliopsida; Malpighiales; Linaceae
Source: the annotation of a GenBank genome assembly